CCGGGCAACAGGGAUGUGUUUUGAAUAGGGAGCUCUCAUUAAGUCUUUUUGCGUGUCUGCCAUCAGAGUGUGUGAAAUGGGAAGUAAAGGAUUUCGAGCCGGUGUAGUGUGACAAGGCUGGGGGACAAGUGACACUUUUAGUUGCCAUGAAGAGGUUUCCAGGCAAGCGUUUGAUUAUUCUGUUUGUUUGCAGGUCUUCUAUUUGGUUGCUUCGUUCUCAAUGGCAAAUUGUUGCUCUGUUGUGACAGUAUAGAGCGCCGUUGGUAGGGUAGUUCAAUAUAGUAUUACAGAUUUAUAACUAGAAACUCUCAUGCGUUGAUUCGCUGUUAAAACCUGUUUUUCUUUAAGUAACGAGAUCUUCUAAAUCUUCUAAAGCGAGCGAAAAUGCAGAAAUGCUUUUAGCUAAAUAAAUCCGCAACUUUAUAUAAUCGCGCAUUCUUCAAAACGUCCCUUCGUCAGGCUUUUGCCCAACUCUUUCCUUUUUUUCUUGUUUGUAAGGACUAAUUUAGAACUUGCAGAUUUGAGCUGCCUGAAUUGGCUAGACAGCUGUAAUCGCACUCCUCCUAGUCUUAAUCUCUUUAUCUGGGCAGCAGCUGCCAUAUGGUCUCAGUCAGCUGGAUCAGAUGUUCAUAAGCCUCCUUCUCCGUCCCUCUCUGUCCUCCCAGUCUCCUAAUUUGAUCGCUGCUACCUUGCGAGCUGUCCUGCAAUCUUUAUUUUUAGCCAUCUUAAGGAUUAGGAUUGAUGUGGACUACGGGGCACUUAAAGUGAUUGUAUUGUAAAUCUGCUGUGGACCGCCUCUUUGGGGAGGAUGUUCCAUUUCUCCAAAGAUUUGGGGAGGGGAAAAGGGGGAGGAGAGGGCUGGCGAGAGGUUUGUUAUCCCCCUGUCCCCCUAUAAGCCCCUCAUUAAUGAAGGUCUGAACACUCUUUGGGGUGGGCUGGGUUUUUUUUUUUGCUCGCUAUCCCAAUCAGAUUUAAAUGAAGAUUCAAAUGAGUCCAUUUAAGUCUGCUGCUUGAACAUGACGCCGGUGCAUUUUUUUAGACGGGAACAAUCUCCACGGGUAACAGGUUAUGAAGACAGCAUGGAGUUUCCAGACCACAGCAGACAUUUGCUACAGUGUCUGAGCGAGCAGAGGCAUCAGGGAUUCCUUUGUGACUCCACUGUGCUGGUCGGCGAUGCCCAGUUCCGAGCCCAUCGUGCAGUGCUGGCUUCAUGCAGCAUGUACUUCCAUCUCUUUUACAAGGACCAGCUAGACAAAAGGGACAUUGUUCAUCUGAACAGCGACAUUGUCACGGCCCCGGCCUUCGCUCUCCUGCUUGAGUUCAUGUACGAAGGAAAGCUCCAGUUCAAAUCGCUUCCAGUGGAGGAUGUGCUGGCUGCUGCCAGCUACCUCCACAUGUACGACAUCGUCAAGGUGUGCAAGAAGAAGCUCAAGCAGAAGGCCACGGCCGAGGCCGACAGCACCAAGCGUGAGGAGGACGCAUCAAGCUGUUCGGACAAGGUGGAGAGCUUCUCAGAAGGUGGAAGCACGGGCCGGCCGGCCACCGCCGACCUGCUACAGAGUGACGACGAGGACAUGGAGAACAAGCGGGACAGCCCUCAGGAGCCGGGGAGCAUGUGGAUGCGUCUGCCUUCCGCCCGGACAGCGUCUCCCACUACGAGCCCCAGGGAGGCGGAAACACAUGGCCCCAAUGCUGGCAAAUCUCCUGCCGGUAGCCCCAGCAGUUCCACAGGCUCCCUCUCCCGUCGCUCGGCUGUGUCUCGGAGAGUCUCCGCUGACACCGAUUGCGUGCUUGACCUCUCUGUGAAGUCCGGUCUGGGUGGAGGUCCUGGGGAGACCAUAGCUGGCAACCCUUAUUUCUGCAGCUCUGUGACCCCAGACAGCCUCCAGAGUGCCCUGGUUCAGGUCAAGGUGGAAAAGGACACGGGCUCGGACGAUGACGAGCUGGUGAGCGGUGACUACGAGAUGGAGCACAGCGGUGUCAAGGAGCCACCCAGCACCAACGGGACUCACCUCAGCCUCGUGGCACAACGGCGCUUGGGCCUGGAGGCUCACCUCUCAGCCCUGCGUGAGGCCUCGCUGGCCAGCGAGCUGGAGCGGGACGACAAAGGAGCUGACGACGACGCAGACGUCUUGGGAGGGGACAGCGAGCGAGCACAGGAGGCCGUGGGGGUCGAGAACUCCCUGUUGCCUUACGUCUCCAGCAUGCUGGGGUCUCCACAUACUCAGAUCUUUAUGUGCCCCUUAUGCAACAAGGUCUUCCCCAGCCCACACAUCCUGCAGAUCCACCUCAGCACGCAUUUCCGCGAGCAGGAAGGCGUACGGUCCAAGCCAGCCGGCGACGUCAACGUCCCCACCUGCUCCAUCUGCGGCAAAACCUUCUCCUGCAUGUACACGUUAAAGCGCCAUGAGCGGACACACUCGGGCGAGAAGCCCUACACAUGCACUACUUGUGGCAAGAGCUUCCAGUACUCGCACAACCUGAGCCGUCACGCCGUGGUGCACACGCGCGAGAAGCCGCACGCCUGUAAGUGGUGCGAGCGGCGCUUCACUCAGUCAGGGGACUUGUACCGACACAUCCGCAAGUUCCACUGCGAACUGGUCAACUCGCUCUCGGUCAAAAGCGAGGCGCUCAAUCUACCCACGGUCAGAGACUGGGCACUGGAAGAUAGCUCUCAAGAACUGUGGAAAUGAAAGCUAAACUUAUAGCAGACAGUUUGAACUGCUUGUUAAAUUAAUGAGAGAGAUCUGAGUGGCAUUUUUUGGGGGCAGAGAGGUGAAGGUAAGAGUGAGGUGGAGUGACUUCCGAAGGGUCUGAAUCAGUCAUUUUUCUUGUAUGUACAUUGCAAAUCUUGUUGAAUUGCACUUUACUAGCACAUGAAAAUGUUACUACUGAUUUCCUUUUAAUAUAUUUUCUGGUCUCUUUAGGGUCUCUUUUCUUUUUUUCCUGUUCUCUUUGGGUUUUUUAUAAAAAUGGGUGCUGGUCUCACUAACUAAUUUUGACAGAAAAAUGAUUCAUUGGGAUUUUCAACUGUAUAUAAUUUACAGUGUUUGUAUACGCUCCUAAAUUUCAAGGAACAUCUGCCAUGAAAAGCAUAUGAAGAUUUCAGGUAAUAGACAAGGAGUUAAAAACUAUGGACACACUAAACGGGUACUAUGGUCAUAAAUUUACCUGUACACACUCGUCUCUUGUUUGAGUGUGUGUGUGUAUGAAUAUAUAGUGCACUACUAUAAUUUGCAGAUAACAUACCUGAUGUGUGUCUGUGGCCGUGCAUACAUGUGUAUUUAUGCACAUGCACACACAUACACACAUAGUGUGUGAGCAGGUCAGUCCUUUAAAUCCCACGAGGAAGCUCCAAGCUUGUGUUACUUAAGCUCUUGUACAUUUUUGACUCGUUAUAGGAAACUUGACUGAUGGAAGACAAACAAGGCACUCAUGCAAUGUACAGCCUCCUUUUUCAUAUCAGUUGCCGCAUUUUUUCUAUCUUAUCUUAAUAUGAUUUGAAGUCAUUUUCGCAUUUUAGUUGCGGUCUCUCCACAUCACUCGUUUGCUACUGAGGUUGGUUUCUACAUCGGCUGCAUUUCUAGAGAUUUCUGUAGUGUUUUAUUCAAAUUUUUCGUUUUUAAAAUGGAAUCUGUUGUCGCAUGAUGUCUGACCUGUAUAUUGAAAAAGAUGUGACUUGCUGUAUUGCUGUACACUGUAAUUGACUGAUUCAUUACAGUCAGGGCACCUGUCUGUGGAGAAAAAAAAAGUACCUUUAAUAUUACCGCUGUAGAAAUUGCAUGAAUUUUAUUUAACUUUCUUUCGUUGUUGUUUUGCAUCAGAGAGUGUAUUUUUUAUUAACUAAUUUGAUUCCUUGGUAGAUUUGAGUUUUUUUUCCUCUCAUUAGAGAAUGAAUCGGGGUUCUGGUGAGGUGGUUUUUUUCUGGGCUGUGAAGAUUGUGGAAAUGCACUGACGUUAGGCUGUAGUAUCUACACACGCAACGCGAUUUGGUUCGGACUCGCUGUAGGAUUCGGGGGUUAACGAGGGGCCAGGUCUCAGCAGAGGCUGGAUCGCUAUGUUUAUUGUUCAGAAGGCUAGCAUGGCUCCUGCUAGCAUCUCACGCGCUGCUCUUCCCAGUGCUGGGUCCUCAACUGCUGUAUGUCUCAGUGUCCUGUUUACUGGCUGUUGUCAUUUGAAUCAUGUCAGCUCUGUUUGUAAUUUAUUUAUUUAUCUUUUCAAUUGGCACUUGCUUCAGAUUCGAUUGCCAUGAAGACACAUUUGCGUGGCUGAUGGUACAGCUCUUCUUUAUGGGUGUCCUCAGCAGCGCACAUCUAUUUGGAGAAGCUGAAGGAUCUUUAAACAGCAUAAAGCUCGACACACUCUGAUCGGAGUGGUUUGUGUGCGUGUGUUUGUUCAAUAAAUACGUUUUUUUUUUUUUUUUGGUCACUAGAACGUGUUUGGCAAGGAUGGUUGCACCUUUGAAGCUUAAUGAAAUUAGAAUUAUGUGCAAAAGAGGCCUUUAUCAAAUGUAUACGCUUAAUUAUUAACAUAAUUGAAUGGACUUUGUUACACUGAAAAAAAAAACAUCUAUAAAUUUGUGAUCGUUAACUUUUUUUGCUGCAUUUGUGAUUUUGAAAAAUGUUUAUUUUGAAAAUGUUUUCUUUUUUCUUUUAAUUUGCAGAUUUCUUUUAUUAACAGUGUGAAGAUUAUGUUCAUUUUGUUUGUUUGUUGGUUUAUUUCACAAAAAAACAAUUUCAUUGUCAAAUCCAGAGAAAUAAAAAGCAAAGAAAAAUGAAAAGCAUAUGGCUUAUCGCUGAAGAUCAGUCACUCACAUAGUGCUGAAAUGCUUGAACUACUUUAGUUAGGGCCGGGGGCUCCGCACAUGUUUGGAGCAGGACAGGAGUGUGCGGCACACGGGCCUAUGCAGGCCUCAGGAACUGUCCUACCAUAUAUUUGGCUGGUGCAACGGCUAGUGAAAAGGUUGAGCUUUGCCAACAGCGCAUGCCCCUCAUGGCGUUUUGCACGGUGGUACUUUUACCUUUUGCACUCUAAAAUGUGACAGAAAAAAAAUAUCAACUGUGGGGUUGAUUUGUUUUCUAUGCUUUCUUUUUCUUUAUGUUUUUCGUUGGCUUCUAUUGUACUUGACCGCCUUAAACUACUGUUAUCAGCUUAUACUCAGAGGGUGAAAACUGGAAACUGUCGCUGGAAUACUGGAUGUCUUUCUUGGACUUUUUUUUUUUUGUUAGUUUUUUUUUCAAUGGAAAUGAAGCUGUGAAAUGGCCUAUGAAGCAUAUCCAUAAAUUAGACACCCCUUUAGUUUACUUGAAACCCAGGAACCCCAGUGUGAAGAACAACUGUCAAACUCAAACUUGGUGGCUAAUGAGUAUGGGAAGGAAAAUAAUAAAUAUCUGUUGAAUUCAAGGACAAUCGGUGUCUGGAUGAAAAAAAAAAAGAAAAAAAAAAGAUGAUGAUUCGAUUUCACAUGUAAUUGCUUCCCUUCUGAGAUUUUUUGCUAUGUUGACAUUGUUCUUUUUAUGGAUUUAGACAUUUAGCUUUGACAAUCAUAGUAUGUUUCAUUUUCUCAAGGGAAGUAAAUUAUGAGGCUGUUUAGUUUUGUACUUUUGGUGUGCUGUUGGUGAAAUUUUUAAAUUGUGUGCAAACUGCAAUAAAUUAUAAGAACCUAAA
Molecule: messenger RNA, 5667 nt
Organism: Carassius auratus (goldfish)
Lineage: Eukaryota; Metazoa; Chordata; Actinopteri; Cypriniformes; Cyprinidae
Product: zinc finger and BTB domain-containing protein 18
Exons: 2
Coding region: 1017-2693 (558 amino acids)
Biological process (GO): regulation of transcription by RNA polymerase II
Cellular component (GO): nucleus
Molecular function (GO): DNA-binding transcription factor activity, RNA polymerase II-specific; protein binding
Source: RefSeq, a predicted model, not a curated record